This is a messenger RNA of Cucurbita maxima (winter squash), 879 nucleotides long. RefSeq names its product mitochondrial import inner membrane translocase subunit PAM16 like 2-like. The transcript has 4 exons. The coding region runs from base 302 to 664 and encodes 120 amino acids. Gene Ontology annotation, cellular component: TIM23 mitochondrial import inner membrane translocase complex. Lineage: Eukaryota; Viridiplantae; Streptophyta; Magnoliopsida; Cucurbitales; Cucurbitaceae. The record is from RefSeq and is a predicted model, not a curated record. Gene Ontology annotation, biological process: protein import into mitochondrial matrix.
CGAAGUUUCAUUUAGUUCCCAAAUUUUCUGUGGCCAAAUUUCGGCUAGGGAAAAGACUGAGAGUUACCUUGUGGAAUUUUUCUCCAUUUUUUAUUUUAUUUAUUCUUUUCUUCGUAUUUACUCUAUACAUAUUGGGUUUGAUUUUCUUGUCCUCUGCGCUUUUUAUUAAGCAUUUUCGAAAUGUGUUUGUUUAUCUUGUGUCAUGUUUUAUCUAUCUUGAGUGUACAUUGAUCUUUUUACCGAUCGAAUCAGUGCUAUCUAAUUAAAACAGGCUGCGAAAAUUCUUGCCAAUUUAAUUGUGAUGGGCUCUGGGAUACUUGCUAGGGCCUUUGUUCAAGCCUAUCGUCAAGCCCUUACGAUUGAAGAUGAUAUGCUCAGUAACAAGUCUUUUUCGUGCGGUGUAGAUGCUUCGAAGUCCGGUGUUGCUCAAGAAACAAUUCAAAACAGUGUUCGCAGAGCAAGCAAAGUGAUGACUGAGCAAGAAGCCAGGCAGAUUCUUGGCGUCACCGCGGAAACGCCUUGGGAGGAAAUUGUGAAGAAAUAUGACGCUUUGUUUGAAAGGAAUGCUCAGACUGGAAGCUUUUAUCUUCAGUCAAAAGUUCACAGAGCCAAGGAACGAUUAGAAACUCUCUAUCAGAGCAAAGGUCAGGAUGCCCGUAGCUGAGGGAUGUGUUGUGUUGUGUUGUGUUUUGCACAUUCACCGUUCUUGUAUAAUUCUUAAUUGGUCAUGGCCGCCAUGAAUGAUGAAAUUGAUGUAAAAUCUUUUCUUCCAUAUGUGGGAAAAAAAUCAUGCUUUGAAAUAGUAUUUUAGAUCUCGAUGCCUUGAGAGCACCUAACGUUCGUUUCAUACUUUUAAUAUAUCUCAAAAACAGUCUACAA